UGUCGGACUGGUUUAGUCGCGGCUCUUUGUUGUUAUUUUGAUGCUUAUGUUUUGCCAUCGUAAGGUAUUUUAUUUCUGAAAGAAACCACAGACGAGAUAGACAUUACAGAACAGAUAACACGGAGUGGAUAAACAGUAGAUUUAUUGCACUCUUGAAGAGGCCAGUCAGAUCAUCCCGUGGAUAAGAUGCCCAGAUCAAAGAAGCAGUCAAAGGCUGGUUUGGUUGGAAAGAAGGAUGAUCUAGACAGCAGCAAAAAUGAAGGCCAUUGGGUCCAUGUGGAAGGAGCUGAACAACUUCAUCAAGAUAGCUGGGAGAUAGUAGAAGAUGAUAGCUCUUUGGAUGUUGUUCCACAAGAGGAUAGUUCUGGAAUUAUUGAUCCCAAGGAUGAUGAGAUUGUUGACAUUUUAACGGAUAAUCUUGCCGGAGGUUUGCUCCCAUCUUCUGAAUCAAUGGAUUUUCCUCAAGAAAUGGAAAAAAGCUCAGAUUUCCAGAUUAUUGAGAUGAAAGAUCCAAAAAUGUUAGAUGAAGAAGAGGAAGAAACUUCCUUUAUUGACACUGAUGAAAUCUUGGAAUCUAAAAUUUGUCAAGGGGAACUGGUGAAGACAACUCCAGAUCUACAAUCAUUGGAAUUCUCCCAGCUGGUGAAGCAGGAUUCUUCAGAUAGUCAGUCGAGCAAUCCACCAGUUGAACAAGUGGUAGAGGCAGGAGCCCAAGAAUCUUUAACUGCUGAAGAAAUGACUGCAAAAAAUAAAGGUGAUGGUAAAAAAUCCAAAGGAAAGAAGAAGAAGGAGAAGAAAGUUGCUAAUCAACCGAACAUUGAUGAACAGCUUCCAGAACCUUCUGUUGCACUUCAGCAAGUAGAAGCUGAGAUUGUGCAGUCAGAAGGCUCAAGUUCAGGUGAUAAUCAGGAAGUGAUCAGUGAACCUGCUGUGGCUGCUGAUAAAUAUCCAGUUGAUGCAGCUGAUGUUAAAGGCAGCACCAGUGGAAAUAUUUCAAGCACAAAGCCCAAGAAACAAAAAGGCAAGAAAAACAAAAGUGCUGCCACAAGUCUUCCAGGUAAGGCUAAAGAUUCUCUGAAAGAGGAAGAAAAAAAUACUUCUGUAGAGGAACAAAAGCAGAAGAAAGAACAAGAAAGAUUAGAAUCGCUCUUAAAGAAGGAAGCUGAAAAAUUUGUAACAUAUUCUAAAGAAAAGCAAGCUAGAGAUCUCUCAACUUUAUCAGUUCUUCUAGCAAAAGAUGAAACUAUUGACAGCUUGAGUGCAAAUUCUGAAGAUCUUCCAGCUGAAGUCCAGGAAGAACCUGCUGAGCUACAACCUGAACCCAUUGUGUCUGAAACACCUGGGUUAAAAUUAGAUCGAAGAUCAUCUGAUAGAGAAUCGAGUGUUAGUGUUGAUGAUCUCGCAGAUGUAGAUGAUGCAGCUUCUACCCAGGAGAGCAAUGGAAGUCCCAAGCUUUCUAAAUCAGCGAAACGCAGAAAGAAACAAAAGGCUAAAAUGGCCAAGGCUAUUGAGACAUUCUCCAACCCAGCUCUUCUGAUGGAAAAAUAUGAAAAAUCUUUUGGUGAGCCAUAUGAGUCUCCAGAAAUUGGUUCAGGUGAUAGCCCACUACCUGUUAUUGAUAAUUUGACCUGUCCAAUUUGUCUAGAGGUGUAUCAUCGUCCACAUCUAGUCCAACCUUGUGGUCAUAUCUUCUGUGAACCGUGUCUUCGUCGAUUGACCACUAGAACGUGUGCUGAGGUUCCUUGUCCUAUGUGUAGGAUAAUUAUUAUAUCAUGCACUCCUGAUGAUGAACUGAGUUCCCGGGUGAGCUUGACUUAUCCCGACCGUGUUGCAGCUCGUAAUCGAGCCGAGAGAAAGAGUAAAUCAAAGAGGAAUCCGUUACCAAGAGUCGAACAUCAACCUUUAAGCCAUGACCUUAUUAAUCAGAUGGUCACGACAACCAGUCGCUCAAGAUCUGCUCUUCAAAGAACGCAGUUACCGUUUAAUAGAAGUCAUAUACAAAAACUACUUCUAGUGAUCAUAUGUGUAAUAUCUUAUAUAUUUACCUCCGUUACAAUUCGAGCCAUAUCUAGUUUUUUAAUUAAUAGCAAUGAAGAUACAACUGGUAAUUUUUUUGUUUUAAUAGUUUUUUGUCUUUAUUUUUAUUUUAUAGAUAAGGGUAUGAAAUUUUUAUUAGCUUUGUAUGAUGGAUGAUGGUGAUUAAUUUUAGACUGGGGAUUUAUU
Messenger RNA from Patella vulgata (common limpet), 2223 nucleotides. RefSeq lists its product as uncharacterized. Gene Ontology annotation, molecular function: ubiquitin protein ligase activity; ubiquitin conjugating enzyme binding. Gene Ontology annotation, biological process: protein polyubiquitination; positive regulation of proteasomal ubiquitin-dependent protein catabolic process; serotonin metabolic process. Gene Ontology annotation, cellular component: endoplasmic reticulum membrane. The record is from RefSeq and is a predicted model, not a curated record. NCBI's taxonomy places the organism in Eukaryota, Metazoa, Mollusca, Gastropoda, Patellidae. Bases 187 to 2193 code for a protein of 668 amino acids. The transcript has 5 exons.